This is a messenger RNA of Cuscuta campestris, 3497 nucleotides long. Lineage: Eukaryota; Viridiplantae; Streptophyta; Magnoliopsida; Solanales; Convolvulaceae. The record is from the annotation of a GenBank genome assembly.
AAAUAUUGAAGAUAGUUAAUAAUCUUAAAAGUGCUCCCAAACCUAGGCUUGUUUUAGAGGAACUUGAGGAUGACACAUCAAUACCUUCUCACAGAAUGGGGGCCAAAGGAUGUUUUUUGGGAAGUGUGCUAGCUAUAUGUGGGGUGGAGCAGGAACAGAGGUCUGAAAACAUUGUUGAGGGGAUAAAUGAAAGGGUAGAAGAGAUGGUUGAGAAUGUAUCUAAAGUGCCACUUUCCACUGAUGGAGUUGUGAAUGAUGUUGAGAAUGGGAAAUGGGGAUUUGUUGAGAGCCUGAAUUCUGAUAUGCCUUUUUCAUCAUAUGGGGGUGUAAAUGGGAAAUGGGGCUUUGAUUCUUUAAAUGGGUGGAGAAAUGCAAAGUUAGAUGUCAAUUUGGAAGAUAUGGCCAACAUGAGGUUAAAUGAGAAUUGGGACUUUGUUGUAGAUAAUAUGGGGAAUGAUGCUGAGGAAGGGGAUACCCCUGAUGGGACUGAAAAAGACACAUGUGACAGAGUUAUACUUGAAGCUGCAGAUGAAGGUUUAGUUGAGAAUGAAGACAUGCAUAGGGAAGUGUCCAAAGAGCAAGUUCCAAUUGAGGAUGAUGAUGAUGAUAAUCUAUACGAUGAUGAAUAUUCUAUAGAGCUAUAUAGUCACUACAUAAACCCUGUGAACAUGAUGGAAAUGUGGCCCAAAGAUGAAGAUGGACCUCAUGUCAUCCCACCAGCAGACCCACCUAAGAAGAAGGAAAAACGGAGGGCAAGGAGGAAACAACCAGAAGAAGUUGAGGGAGGAAAUGAUAAAGAAAAUGUGCAGCCUCAAUCACAUUGUGAUGCACCUACAACAAGAGCAUGUGGUACUGUGAAGUUAAGCAGGAAGGGAAAUGUCAAAAUGAAGUGCACUGUAUGUGGCAAAUUGGGCAUAACAAAAGGUCACAUGCGCAGAAGGAUACAACAGCUUCAACACAGCAGGGCUGCAACGCUUGGACUCUGUGAAAAUAUAAUAAGUGAAGAGGCUGCUCAUGGGAAUCCUAUUAGGCAACGACUCUUGGUUGUGGCAAAUAGGCUGCCAGUCUCGGCAGUGAGGAAAGAUGAUGGUUCUUGGGCAUUGAAGAUUAGUGCCGGCGGUCUUGUUACUGCUCUUCUUGCGAUUGUUGAUCUGCAUUACAAUGGUUACUGCAACGAUAUAUUAUGGCCACAUCUCCAUUAUCUUGGACUUCCACAAGAGGAUCGUCUUGCAACAACCAGGACUUUCCAGUCCCAGUUUGAUGCAUUCAAAAGAGCAAAUCAGAUGUUUGCUGAUGUAGUGAAUGAACAUUAUAAAGAUGGUGAUGUUGUUUGGUGUCAUGACUACCAUCUCAUGUUCCUCCCAGAAUGUUUAAAGAAGAACAACAGCAAAAUGAAAGUUGGUUGGUUUUUGCAUACACCAUUUCCUUCUUCAGAAAUCCAUAGGACACUGCCCUCUAGAUCAGAACUGCUGCGUGCACUUCUUGCUGCUGAUUUGGUUGGCAUCCUUGGGCUUGAAGGUACACCUGAAGGAGUAGAGGAUCAAGGGAGGCUUACCCGUGUAGCUGCGUUUCCGAUUGGGAUAGACCCAAACCGCUUCAUUCGAGCAGUUGAAUCACCCCAAGGGCAGACACACAUGAAUGAUUUGCUGCAGCAAUUUGCAGGGAGAAAGGUUAUAUUAGGGGUUGAUAGACUUGAUAUGAUCAAAGGAAUUCCCCUGAAGAUACUAGCAUUUAAAAAGUUUCUCGAGGAAAAUCCAUAUUGGCGGGAUAAAGUGGUUUUGCUGCAAAUUGCUGUGCCCUCAAGAACAGAUGUUCCUGAAUACCAAAAAUUGACCAGUCAGGUCCAUGAGGUUGUUGGACGCAUCAAUGGGAGAUUUGGAACUAUGUCUGAUGUUCCCAUUCACCAUUUGGAUCGAUCUCUUGACUUUCAAGUUUUAUGUGCACUCUAUGCUGUUACUGAUGUUGCACUUAUCACAUCUUUACGUGAUGGAAUGAAUCUCGUCAGCUAUGAGUUUGUGGCAUGCCAGGCAUCAAAAAAGGGGGUUCUUAUUCUUAGUGAAUUUGCAGGUGCAGCCCAAUCUCUGGGGGCUGGAGCAAUCCUUGUUAAUCCAUGGAACGUCGCAGAGGUUGCUGCUUCUAUCAAACAAGCAAUUGAAAUGUCAGCUGAAGAACGUGAAAAACGUUACAUGCAUAACUAUAUGCAUGUGACCACCCAUACUUCUCAAAAAUGGGCUGAAACUUUUGUGAGUGAAUUAAAUGACACUGUUUUUAAAGCUCAGCAAAGUAUAAAAGCAGUCCCACCACAACUAAACUCCAGUGAUGCAAUUGACCGCUACUUGCAGUCCAAAAACAGAUUUCUCAUAUUGGGUUUCAAUGGUGUGCUAACAGAAAUAGUGGAUAGCCCCGAAAGAACAGGCCGUGAUCAAAAUAAUGAUAUGAAGCUUAAGUUGCAUCCCAGUUUGAAUGGACCUCUAGAAGCAUUGUGUAGGGAUCCAAAGACAACAAUUGUUAUCCUCAGUGGAAGUGACCGAAGUGACUUAGAUGCUAACUUUGGUAAGUAUGACAUGUGGUUGGCAGCAGAACACGGGAUGUUUCUUCGAUCUACAAACGGAGAAUGGAUGACUACAAUGCCAGAACUUCUAAACAUGGAUUGGGUUGACAGUGUAAAGCAUGUAUUUGAGUAUUUCACCGAAAGGACUCCUAGAUCCUAUUUCGAAAUGCACGAAACUUCACUUGUUUGGAAUUACAAGUAUGCAGAUGUUGAAUUUGGGAGGUUGCAAGCUAGAGAUAUGCUGCAGCAUCUCAGGACAGGCCCAAUUUCUAAUGCUUCUGUGUAUGUGGUACAAGGGCACCAUUCUGUUGAGGUUCGCGCAGUUGGUGUUACAAAGGGAGCAGCGAUUGAUCGUAUAAUGGGAGAGAUCGUUCACAAUGAAGCCAUCACCACUCCCAUUGAUUAUGUGAUGUGCAUGGGACAUUUUGUAGGAAAGGAUGAGGAUGUGUAUUCCUUUUUUGAGCCCGAACUUCCUUGUGAAGGCAUGGGAGUCAGAGGAUCCAAAAUAAAGCCAGUGUCGAUGCCACCCCACCACCAUGAUACACCGCCCAUAAAUGGUGCAUGGAAUGUGUUGGAUCUCAACAAAGAGAAUUACUUCUCUUGUGCUGUUGGUCGCACUCAUACAAAUGCUCGAUAUCUCAUCAACUCCUCUGAAGAUGUGGUCACCUUCCUAACUGACCUGGCUGCGGCAUCGGCUUCCACCUCACCAUACUUUUAGCGCGGGGUUAAAUCCACAUCCCUUUUCAUGUUAUUUGUACAAUUUUACCCUUAAAAUUUGCCUAUUGUUUAUUUGUAAUAACUUUGUGGAUUUAGCCAAAAGGGAUGUAAUUUAACCACGCCCAUUACAUUAAGACGAAUUUGUGGAAGCUUAAUUAUUGCCAUAUAUGCUGUGUUUUUAUGUUUCCAUUGUGCCAUCAUGUGGUAAAAAUAAUGUCUUAACCUUUUG